AUGCCAUUUACUCAUAAUCUACCUUCUCAGUCUGUCCGCUACCUACCCACAAAUGAAGCUUACGACCGAUGGGCGAUAGUUUACGACACAGAUGGCAAUUUCUUACAGGCGCUAGAUACUAUAGAGCUUAAGAUGCUGUUCCCAAAGUUCCUGCUAUCUAUCAUAUCCCCCAGACCAUGGCGUGUUGUCGAUCUUGGCUGUGGCACGGGCCGAAACACUAUGUUGCUUCUCGAUGCCCCUAACGUUGCAGAGGUUAUCGCACUAGACUCUAGCAGAGGCAUGCUUGAUGUCGCAAGAUCACGAUUACAGAAGGAGGGUGAUGCUGUUGAUAUAUCAAUUAAUAGCCUAUCGCGGACGGGCCCGAAGCUGCAUCUCGAAGUGUUCGAUAUGCUAACUGCGUCAUCUCCCCCAGUUGUCGCACAGCAAGCAGACGGAGUGAUAUCUACCCUGGUUAUUGAGCACAUACCUUUGCCAAAAUUCUUCUCUCAGGUCUCGCAAAUCUUGAAGCCGGGGGGUGUACUCCUACUAACCAAUAUGCACGAACAAAUGGGUGCGAUUAGCCAAGCCGGGUUCGUGGACGCUAAUACGGGCGAGAAGAUUCGGCCGACAAGCUAUACGCAUGUUAUAGCUGAUGUAAUAGCCGAAGCGAAUAAAUAUGGAUUUGAUGUUGAAAGAAUUGGUGAAGGAGAAGGAGAAGGGAUCCGAGAGAGGGCGGUGGAAGACGAUAUGGUUGAAGGGUUAGGACCUAGGAGUAAGAAGUGGGUGGGUAUAAUGUGCUGGUUUGGUGGCUUAUUUAGGAAAAGGAGAGCUUAG
Messenger RNA from Daldinia childiae, 813 nucleotides. Its product is annotated as putative methyltransferase AN0656. The coding region runs from base 1 to 813 and encodes 270 amino acids. Lineage: Eukaryota; Fungi; Ascomycota; Sordariomycetes; Xylariales; Hypoxylaceae. The record is from RefSeq and is a predicted model, not a curated record. Gene Ontology annotation, molecular function: S-adenosylmethionine-dependent methyltransferase activity. The transcript has a single exon.